AUGCCAUUGAUACAUGAUUUGAAGCCGUUUCUAUACGUGGCUCGUUUAGUUGGCUUGGCGCCGUACUCCAUUCGAGACACGCAACUAUCAUUAUCCAUUGGUGGUUUAUUCUGCUCGCUCUUAUGUCUUACAUUUUGCGGGAAUUGCUUUUACACACGUACCGUCGCUACAUUACAGUUAAAACUGGAGUGGAAAUUAAAAAUACUUACGGUUUUAAGAACUAUUUUAUCAGCAUUGGCUAUUUCCGCAGAUGUGGUACUCUGCGUUUUGUGGACUCAGAAGAUGCAGAUCUGUAUAGAUUAUAUUUUAAAAUACGACUUCGCCAUCAAAUGCAAACUGGAAGAUUCGAAAGGAAGUGCUUUCGUUAUUCGCAGUUACAUAGUCAUCGUUGUUUUAUUCGUCUUCUUCAUUAGUAUGGGAUGGAUUACCGCGAUUUAUGAGCGCGUUGAUUCCGUUGUUACUGGCGUCAUGUACGCGUUGCUUUACAUAAUACUGUCCCUUAGCGUGUUUAAGUUCGUCGCCAUUGUUUGCACCCUUUUAUCGAGAUUCCAGCGCCUUAAUCGAUUAAUUCUAUCAGAUGGCACGACUUUAACGUCACUUGUUGCCGAAGUAGGAGGUGAUCGAAAACGACUUAGAUUACGAGAUGUUUGGUGGCUCCAUGGAUGUCUUGUAGCAGCUGCCGAGGAACUUAAUUCUCUUUAUUCGGUACAAUUGUUUCUGUGGUUUUGUACGUUAACAUUCAAUAUCACAACGAGGAUUUAUGUGUUUUUUGAGGAUGAAUCGUCAUUCAAUUUUAAAAAAUUUCUCCGUGAUGGAGGAAUAGGAUUAUACUUCAUCAUGAUGUUAACUAUCUUGACCGCGAUAUGUCAUAGAACCUCUACCGAGGCUAACAAAGUAGGAACGGUGGUUUUCUCUCCAGGUUCAAAAAUAUUCUCGAGUCGUUCUGCACGUGAAAAGGAAGACAGUUUUCCUAUGGCCCAAUACUUUUUACUUCAUCAAUUUCACUUUUCGGCUGGAAGCGGUUUUUUCCGUAUCAAUUUACAACUUUUACUAACAAUUGCUGGGGCUAUGACCACUUAUUUAGUCAUUCUCAUAGCCCCAGGAGUAUGUUAA
Messenger RNA from Orussus abietinus, 1113 nucleotides. RefSeq lists its product as uncharacterized. Gene Ontology annotation, biological process: sensory perception of taste. The coding region runs from base 1 to 1113 and encodes 370 amino acids. Lineage: Eukaryota; Metazoa; Arthropoda; Insecta; Hymenoptera; Orussidae. The transcript has 5 exons. Gene Ontology annotation, cellular component: dendrite; axon; neuronal cell body. The record is from RefSeq and is a predicted model, not a curated record.